AUGGCUAAAGAAAAGAGAACAAAGCCAUGUUCAAAUUGUAAGAAAUCUAAAGUGAAAUGUAUAUAUUCCAAUACGCUACCUUGUGAACGAUGUAUAAAAAGUGGGCAAGCAGUUAAUUGUCAAUUUGUACCUAAACUCCCAUCGUUAAAGCUACCACAGAUCACUCCGCUGCAUAAUAAUGGCCGUGGGAAGAAUGAAAGCGAAAUAACGCUACCACCUUUGAAUCCAAUAGCGAAUGUACAGGCAAGUCAAGUCAAUAGAAUGCAGCCAACAUAUAUGGUUCAUUCAGUAGCGCAACAAGGUAUGCCAGCGGUACCGAGUCCUACUGGCGGAGUGUCACCGCUGGAUAACGAAGCACAAUGGAAACAGCUGAUAGAGAAUAGAAUUAAUCGUUUUGAUAAUAAGUUGAAUGAUUUAGUGGAUAUUUUGAAAACAAACCAGAAAGUUCUUCUCGAACAACAGAUGGCAUAUCAGAAACAAAUACCUUACCAACAAGCACCACGUUCGCAGAAUACGUUACAAAAUGGUGAACAUAACUAUGGUUCGAUGCCUUCGUCGGUCUCGCAUUCUCCGACGAAUGUGCAUCAAACUAGAGACGAAACUUUGCAUUACAUUAAUUAUCAUGAUUCUCGAGGUGCAGCUGGCCAUGAGAAAAGAAGGCGGCGUAUUAGCGAUGAAUCUAAUGAACUUGACUCUCGUAAACGACAUAAGGGAGGAGAAAGGAAUGAAAACGAAAACGACAAUAGGCCAGAAGAUUUCCGUGAUGGAUUCUUGGAUAUUCAUCAGGCAAGGGAACUUUUUAGCUUUUUCGACGCCCAUAUAUCGCCUCAAUUAUUUGGGUUCGAAAUAUCUAGAUUUGCAGUUGAUUCCAUAUGGGAAUCAUCACCUAUAUUGAUAUGUGCAAUUUGUACGAUAGCCUCAAUGCAUCACCCGAACAAGGAAUUAUCUCGUAAGCUGAAAGAAUUACAUGGCUACUUACACGUAUUAUGUGGGAAAUUAUUAUACCAAGGCAAACCGAAGAAUGAAAUUGAUGGCUUUAAUACGAUUGUGGCAUUAAUACUCUGCAGUUUCUGGCUUUCUGAUUCGCAAAUGUUCACCGGAUUAGCGUUACAAUUAGCUAAAGAAAUUGGAUUGGAUUCUCCUGUAUCAAACCGUGAUUCAAAGGGUCCCCUUAAUGAAAAAGAUAGAAUAAAAUUAUGGUAUUUACUAUAUGUCUUGGAUGGACAACAGAGUUUGACAUUUAACAGACAACCAUUGGUUAAUUCUCAGGAAUAUUCUCUCAAGAACAGUAGAUCUAUAUUAUUGAGAGAACGAAAUUUAGCCUUACUGUCCUCAGUGGCUCAAAUAGAAGACAAAAAUGAUAAUUCUAUAGUCCAAAAGCAAGAAGAAACAAAGAUGAUUCCUGACGAUGCCCGGAAUCAAGAAAUAGCAUAUAAGCAAAGAUUCACUGAUAUGCGUUUGGUCUCUCAGGUUGAAUAUAACCAAGCUUUGAAUGAAGCAUUCCAGGGUAAUGCAUGGGAACUUUUAACACCAUCUGCUUUGGGCAUCCCCUCUAAAUCAAACUUGGAAUUAGACAAAUGGAUGGUUUCAUGGACGGUUUUACUAUCACCUGUUAGUAAUGGCUCUGUAUGGUCGUCAAAAUCGACUUUGAUUUAUUAUAACUUUGCAAAAAUGCACAUAAAUUCGUCUGCAGUUAGGCAACUUCAAGUGGAUACGGCGGAUGAAAGAAGCAUGUUUCCUAAAUGGAAUCUGUCAAUGAGACCACAAGCGCCACAACAAAAGAAGAUCGCCCAUUGUGACGUAGAUUCAGAAGAUGAAUCCGAUGACGACGAGUUUAUCUCCAAUAGAGAUCACAUAUCUGAUGAUGAGACUAUCGUUAGUGCCAGUAUUGCGAUUAAUGCUGCCCAAACAGUUUUGAAUUUAGUUCUUAACGAUAAUGAUAUUCUAAAUAAUUUGAAAUACGUCCCUGUACAUAUUCACAUUAUGUUAUAUUACGCUGCAUUGCUAUUAGUGAAUCCCCCACGAGAGGCUGACCGUGAAAUCGAUUCUAAACUGGAAGAAUAUUUCAACAAGGUUCUAUCCAAUUUAAAUGUUGUCAAGAAUUUGCAUAAAAAGAUAUACGCCAAUUUGCCUACAGAUAAAAUAUUUGGAAAUAGAUUGAUGCGAAGUUUAAGUGAAAUUGUUGAAGAGAAUGGCUCUAACAUUAGAAAUGAGCUUAAUGAUACUAAUGAUAUUAGUGAAAGUGUUAAAAACGCAUUCAGAGAAAAAUUGAGAGCUAUUGAAGAUCUGGAAAUUUCCAGUAGCGUUGUUGAGUUAAUAGACAGUGAGUAUGGUUCGAAUAGUAGUAGAAGUACAACACCUGGCCCUGAAAAGAUCUUUGCUUGGCCAGGUUCGAGCCACGGUCACCCAUAA
Debaryomyces hansenii CBS767 is the source of this 2412-nucleotide messenger RNA. It is a transcript of the gene ZCF30, whose product is annotated as Zcf30p. The record is from RefSeq and is a predicted model, not a curated record. Bases 1 to 2412 code for a protein of 803 amino acids. Lineage: Eukaryota; Fungi; Ascomycota; Pichiomycetes; Serinales; Debaryomycetaceae. Gene Ontology annotation, biological process: regulation of DNA-templated transcription; DNA-templated transcription. Gene Ontology annotation, molecular function: zinc ion binding; DNA-binding transcription factor activity, RNA polymerase II-specific; DNA binding. The transcript has a single exon.